Molecule: messenger RNA, 1092 nt
Organism: Sorghum bicolor (sorghum)
Lineage: Eukaryota; Viridiplantae; Streptophyta; Magnoliopsida; Poales; Poaceae
Exons: 5
Coding region: 90-893 (267 amino acids)
Source: RefSeq, a predicted model, not a curated record
GAGAGCCAUUUCCGGAGCAGAGCAGAGCAGGCAGGCAAGUGGGUGGGUCAGAGUCAGACAGGCCAGCCCGCCACGCCGUCCCGACGGCCAUGGCCCAACCCUUCUCCCCUCACACCCCGUCCUCAUCCUGGGUGACUCGCCGCCCUCCUACCUCGACGUCCUCACCGUCCGCCUCCACCACGAGAACGAGCGCCUCUCCUAUUCCGGGGUGCAGACCGCGCCGCAGGGCCGUCGCGCCGGCGGCCUCCCUCCACCUCGGCCCCGGGGAGAUCGCCGAGGUCUCGCGCAACAAGGUUUUGAUUGCGGCGACGGUGGCGAGCGCGAUCGGGCAGCUGUCCAAGCCCUUCACUUCAGGCAAGAAUGGGGGCGCCGGCGCCGGCCUUGACCUCAGGACCAUAUUCCGCUCUGGAGGGAUGCCAUCUACCCACUCCGCGAGUGUUGUUGCAGUUGCUACUUCGCUUGGGCUAGAAAGGGGGUUUGCAGACUCCGUAUUUGGAAUGUCAGUGGUGUUUGCAGCCAUUGUAAUGUAUGAUGCUCAGGGAGUUAGAAGAGAAGUGGGCAACCAUGCCAGGGUUUUGAACAAGUUUUGGAUCCUCAAAGAGAAGGCACCUCUGGAGUAUUCUGAAGUGGACAUGGCUUCUGAGUUUGUUUCGGUUACCGAGGAGGUGAUUUCAAAUGCAAGCCCCUCGAAGCACGGUUCUAGUACAGAAUCACCAAGGGUGAAGGGGCUCCAUAGUUCAGAACCUGAGGUAACUGAGGUGACAGAGCUGAAGCAGGCUUACAUAGAGGAGGAUUACCGGUUGAGUGAAUCUGUUGGCCACACAGAGCUUCAGGUCACAGUCGGCGCCUUGUUAGGUUUUGCUGUAAGCUUAGCAGUAUACGCGACACUGUAACACAGAUUUUUUUUUAUAUUACUUUCUUAAUUAGUUACACGUUUACACUUUUACACAAAAAUAACAGAAUCGAUUGAUUAUUCCCACCAUUCAAUCAGAGAUGCCUAAGCUCGUUUCACAUUAUUCUGUAACCGAACAUGCGAGAUCUUUUUGUUUUUCCUAUAGAUAAGAGUGAAGUGAAUGAUCUGUCAUGAGAUGA